AAAAAAUGUUUUGUGUAGUCUCAAACUACCGAAUGUUAUUGUAUUAUUCAAAUAGUUAUUAAAUUUAAAUGAUUACUUAAACUUUAGUACUUACAUAUUAAAUAACAUGAUGGACUUAAAAGUAUGUAGAAUAUGCUUACGUACAGACGCAAAGACUUAUAAAUACGACAAUUAUCAACUGAAACUAUUUUAUGAAGAGAUUUUAACAAUAAAAAUAAAUAAACAAGACAAGUUACCGAAAUAUUUUUGUUUUGAAUGUGCAAUAUUAUUGCACAAGUUUCAUAAAUUCAAAGAGAAAUGCUUAUAUACUAUGAAAAUAUUAGAAGACAUGUGUUGCAAAGGCCAGAUUACUUAUGAAUUAGUCAAUUGUGUAGAUAGAACGAAACUUAAUCUAUUAAAUAAGUCACCGUUAGAACGAGUCAUAUUAGUGUAUAACACAGAAGAACAAUUUCCUAUAGACACAAGUGUUAUCAUUAAAGAAGAAGUCAAACAGGAUGACAGGCAUGAAGCUUGUCAUGACGUACAGGAAACAUGUCAUGAUACACAGGAUAAUAAUGACGACACAUCCUUUGACGACAGAGAACCAGAAACAAAUAUCGAUAAAAAUCCCAAAGUAAUACCGGUAAAUAAACAGAAAAAUAAAAUUCAAAAUCAAAAAGCUAUCAAAGAUAGGAAAAGAGUAUCAAAAGAAAGACAGUUUAAAGAUAUAGAUGUGAGUAAUGCCAAAAAAGGAAUUAAAAGAUUGAUACUAAUGGACAGUAGUAAGUGGAAGAAGUAUGAUUUAUCUGAAGAAGAUGCCGUACAGGAGUUCCAAGCGAAAGCAUUUGAUGAUAAAUACACAAGUGCUGCGUACAAGUGUACAGAUUGCUUGAAAGGUUUCUCUCAAGAGGACAUGUUGAAAAGACACAUCAAAAUACGACAUAGUGAGUCGAAAGGUGCCAUAGAGUGUCAGUUCUGUCGCAUGAGGUUUAAGAGAAAGUGUCGCCUACGUCAACACAUACGGGAGCAUUACACUAAGUUUAAAUGUCUUCGUUGCAAUUUUAUAUGCGUUCUUGAGAGCACAGCAUUAAGCCACGAACAAUACCACAAUGGAGUGACGAGAAAAUGCAAGUAUUGUGGCAAAGAGUUUAGGUACUCAUCAACUUACUACACACACCUGCGCACACACAGAAGUCAAUACGUGUGUACUCUUUGUGGAUCGUCGUUUGUGAGCGAAGCUGGUCUACACCAACACAAACGAGUCAAACAUUGUACUAAUGACACUAAUAACUUGGAAGAUGAAGAAGUGAACAAGUACUGUUCUCGCUGUAGCAUCCACUUUGAGACUAGCGCGGCGUACGAGGAACAUCUCUACCACUCUACUAUGCAUGCAGAGGUCGAAGAAAAUGGUACAGAAAACGAAACGGGAAAACCGUUAAAAAUAUUCGAAAAGAAUACUUCAGAAAAAAUAACAAGUUUAUUUAAAAAACGAAAGAUCGACGACGUAUCACUCAAAUCUGGCAAGAGAUGCAAGAAACCUACGACUUGUCAUCAGUGCGGCAAACAUUUCAAUAGUCAGUCUGCUUGUAUGAAGCACCAUUUAGAACAACACCCCGGUACUUCCUUCUGUCCGCCCAACGAGAGGCACAUCUGUGAGAUCUGCGGAGCCUCGCUAGCGCCCGGUAGCGUAGCAGUCCACAAGAACAUGCACACGAGAGAGAAGAUAUUUGCAUGCGAAACGUGCGGGCGGCAGUUCUAUGAGAGCGUUGGUCUCAAGCGACAUAUGUUGACACACACAGGAGAAAAACCAUUUGCUUGCACCUCCUGCGACAAACGAUUCACUCAAAGCGCUAGUCUAAAGCUACAUUACAGGACAUUUCAUCUAAAACAACCUUACCCUAAAAGAAACAGGAGAAAAAAGGACUAACCACUACAGAAUCCUGAUGACUGAACUUAUGCAUCGAACUGACGACAUAUUACUAAUGACAGUAAAAUGUUUUACAAACAAAAAAAUAUUUUUUUUUUUUUUACAAUUUGCCAUAUUUUUUAACAUAGACUAUUUAUAUAAAAAAGAG
Melitaea cinxia (Glanville fritillary) is the source of this 2054-nucleotide messenger RNA. Its product is annotated as zinc finger protein 595-like. Gene Ontology annotation, biological process: regulation of transcription by RNA polymerase II. Bases 107 to 1906 code for a protein of 599 amino acids. Gene Ontology annotation, cellular component: nucleus. NCBI's taxonomy places the organism in Eukaryota, Metazoa, Arthropoda, Insecta, Lepidoptera, Nymphalidae. The transcript is spliced from 14 exons. The record is from RefSeq and is a predicted model, not a curated record. Gene Ontology annotation, molecular function: DNA-binding transcription factor activity; zinc ion binding; RNA polymerase II cis-regulatory region sequence-specific DNA binding.